AGUGUACCUUGUGUCUAUCUUCCACGUGAAAGAACGGUAUUUUGCCAACUUCACCUUUCAAUGCAAUGUGCUCAAAUUUUUAUCCGAACAUGCUACCAACCGAACUUAAACAAUCAACCCAAAGAGGCACCAAAACAAACCAUCGUUGAAAAAAAUAAAAAACUAAAGCUUCCAUUGAUCGUAACUCGUAAGCACCAACCGAACCCGAAUCCGAAGCUGCAAAAAUGGCGAAUCGGAAUAGCAGAGCCACAGUUGGAUUCCUCUUACGUUCCUUCAACCAAUUCUCUCAUCGCCAACGCAACAUACCCCUUCUCAAUUCUGCAACUCAGUGUUCUCGUUUUACUUUGGGAACAGGUUUUGAUGAAAACGGUGGAGAGUUGCAGCGCAAAAUUGUUCUUGGGGAUCAUAAAGUUUUGUCCUUUGGCCACCCGUUAAAGAAUUUCGUGGAAGCUAGAAAAUGGGGUGGUCGAAUUCAGCAUAAAUCGUACGGUUCAAUGGCUGGGUUGGUUGAAAGGAACCCCAGAUUAUCAGAGUUGAAUGAUGAUGAUGUUAAAUACUUUGAGGGGAUAUUGGGUACCAAAAAUGUCAUUCGGGAUGAGGAAAAGCUCAUCACUGCAAACACUGAUUGGAUGCAUAAAUACAAAGGCUCCAGUAAACUCCUGCUACAACCACACACCACUGAUCAGGUUUCUCAGAUUCUUAAAUAUUGUAAUUCCAGAUGCCUGGCUGUUGUUCCCCAAGGUGGAAAUACUGGUCUUGUUGGUGGAAGUGUGCCUGUCUUUGAUGAAGUGAUUGUUAGUCUUAGCUCUAUGAAUAAGAUCAUAUCUUUCGACAAGGUUAGUGGAAUAUUGGUAUGUGAAGCUGGGUGCAUAUUGGAAAAUAUAAUGUCAUUCCUGGACAAUGAAGGAUUUAUUAUGCCACUAGACUUGGGUGCAAAAGGAAGUUGCCAGAUUGGUGGAAAUGUUUCAACUAAUGCUGGUGGUUUGCGUCUUGUUCGUUAUGGAUCCCUUCAUGGAAAUGUGCUUGGUGUUGAAGCAGUUAUGGCAGAUGGUACUGUACUAGACAUGCUUAAGUCAUUGCGCAAAGAUAACACUGGUUACGAUUUGAAACAUCUAUUUAUAGGAAGUGAAGGUUCCUUGGGAAUUGUUACUAAGAUUUCGAUACUUACCCCACCAAAGCUAUCUUCAGUGAAUGUGGCUUUUCUUGCUUGUAAAGAUUAUAGCAGCUGCCAGAAACUGCUACAGGAAGCAAAAAGGAAACUUGGGGAGAUUCUAUCUGCAUUUGAAUUUUUAGAUCACCAGUCUAUGAAUUUGGUUUUAAAUCACCUGGAAGGUGCACGGAAUCCAUUACCUGCAUCAUUGCAUAACUUCUAUGUGUUGAUUGAGACAACUGGCAGUGAUGAAUCUUCUGACAAACAAAAGCUUGAAGCAUUUCUACUUGGCUCCAUGGAAAAUGAAUUGAUAUCUGAUGGUGUUCUUGCACAAGACAUAAACCAAGCAUCAUCUUUUUGGCUCCUGCGUGAGGGUAUAUCAGAGGCAUUGAUGAGGGCAGGAGCUGUUUACAAGUAUGAUUUAUCAAUACCUAUUGAACAUAUGUACAGUCUUGUCGAAGAAAUGCGCUCAAGACUAGGUAAUACAGCUAAUGUAAUUGGAUAUGGUCACCUUGGAGAUGGUAAUUUGCAUUUAAAUGUUUCUACUCCUCAUUAUGAUGACAAGAUAUUAUCGCAAAUUGAACCCUUUGUAUAUGAAUGGACAUCUAAGCACCGUGGUAGUAUUAGCGCAGAGCAUGGUGUGGGACUAAUGAAAGCAAACGAGAUUUUCUACAGCAAGUCUCGUGAAAGUGUACAAGUGAUGGCUUCAAUCAAGAAUUUGCUGGACCCCAAUCACAUACUCAACCCAUAUAAAGUUCUUCCUCACUCUCUCGUUUCAUAAUUUGAUGUGCAAAAGUUUAUCUUAUAUUUAUUCAUAUCUUUUCUCUCUUCCUUAGAGUUAGGCAAUUUUACUUUUUUCUUUAAUCCAAUAAGUACAAAGGAAUUAUCUCCACGUAUCUUGUACGUAUUUGCGUCCACAUACUCCGUUUAUUCUACAAGAAAAUGGAAAUGUACUCAUACCAUACCAUAGUCCUUCAACAGUAUGCGGAAGUGACCUUCAAAAUAACGAUUCUGAUUUUCAAGAACACAAAAAUCUGAUCAAGUCCCCGUUUAAUAU
Messenger RNA from Abrus precatorius (Indian licorice), 2207 nucleotides. RefSeq names its product D-2-hydroxyglutarate dehydrogenase, mitochondrial. Lineage: Eukaryota; Viridiplantae; Streptophyta; Magnoliopsida; Fabales; Fabaceae. The transcript has 14 exons. The record is from RefSeq and is a predicted model, not a curated record. Gene Ontology annotation, molecular function: catalytic activity; FAD binding. Gene Ontology annotation, cellular component: mitochondrion. The coding region runs from base 225 to 1931 and encodes 568 amino acids.